AUGCGACGGGGCCGGGCCGUGUCAGGGCUCAAGGCGCUCGAGCGCGGCGGCGUGCACACGAGCCCAGUUGCGGGAAUCAACAGACGGCAGCCACUGCUAAGCGCGAGCGGCCAAGAAUGGGCCGCCACGAAGUUGCGAGGAUGCCGAGCUGCCAAGCAGCCACUGCAGGCGGGGAGACCGAGCACGACCGAAGAAUCUCAACCAGCGAUAGAAGAACAUUUGCGUAUACCCAGCAAGAAACCAUCCUCUGGCCCUCCCCCCGUUCCUGUCGUCGUCGUCGUCGUCGAAACAUUUUUAGAGUUUUUGUGUCACUUUGGCUGUCAAGCCAAAGCAAACGCCACCGCCCCACUCCCACUUCUUCCCCUUCCUAACGCGGGCGCGCCCUUCCACGCUUCCAGCCCCGCCUCGCUCCGCCCGCCCCGCCUCGCUCGCCCACACCCCGGCCCGCCCCUCCCCGCCCUCCCCCGCCACGCCCCCGCCCCGCCCCGCCACGCCCCGCCACGCCCCGCCACGCCCCGCCACGCCCCGCACGCCCCGCCACGCCCCGCCACGCCCCGCCACCGCCCCGCACGCCCCGCCACGCCCCGCCACGCCCCGCCACGCCCCCGCCACGCCCCGCCACGCCACCGCCCCGCCCCGCCCGCCCGCCCCCGCAAGGCCCAGCCCCGCCACGCAACGCCCCCUCCGCCCCGGCCGGUCGUUCUUACUGGCGUUUUCCCUCGCCCUGCCUUACAAUCUGUUGCAGUCUCCCUUCGCCACGCCCCAGUCACGCUCGUCACACCACAUUUCGCCUCUCCCAACCUCACCGACAUGUCUCGCCAAGUCCCCUCUUUCUCCUUUCUUCCACGCCUGGCCCUUCCUCGCCUCGUCCCACCCCCUCCGCAGCAGCCCUUCUGCGAGACGCCGGGCGCCGCGACGCCGCCCCCCCUCCCUCGGCGCGACUGCAUUCACAGCCGAUCCCUCGGGCGCGAGGGGGAGCGCGAAAGCAGCCCCCGGCAGCAGGCAAAGAAGCGCUUUUGUCACCCUCGACAUCGCACACCCUGGCGGCAGCACCCCGGCAGCCUCCUUAGCUCAGAGGCAGAGCACUGGUCUUGUAAACCAGGGGUCGAUAUUGAUGACUCAAUUCAUACGUGGCGGUAUGCCCUUCCUUUGCACCACUAUUACAAACGCGCCAAACAAACCCUUAACAUUUCGUUCCGCGCAGAACCUUUUCUGUCGCAGGCGAGCGCGCUUAGGUUCGGGCCCGGCGUGAGCAGCUCGCCGUCGCCGACGCCGCAGUCGCCGCCGCCGCUGGCCUCGCGCCGCCCGCACAGCCCGGACACUCCCAACCCCGCGGAGCCAGUCACGGAGUCAAAAUGUGGCUUAUCUCGUUACAUACGAGUCUUCUUCAUAUUUAAGACUUCAGCUGUUUAG
Molecule: messenger RNA, 1413 nt
Organism: Gryllus bimaculatus (two-spotted cricket)
Lineage: Eukaryota; Metazoa; Arthropoda; Insecta; Orthoptera; Gryllidae
Source: the annotation of a GenBank genome assembly